Messenger RNA from Bipolaris victoriae FI3, 1557 nucleotides. RefSeq lists its product as hypothetical. The transcript has 3 exons. The record is from RefSeq and is a predicted model, not a curated record. Gene Ontology annotation, molecular function: protein binding. NCBI's taxonomy places the organism in Eukaryota, Fungi, Ascomycota, Dothideomycetes, Pleosporales, Pleosporaceae. Bases 1 to 1557 code for a protein of 518 amino acids.
AUGUGUGAACAUGCGCUCAACCAUGACAUAUUGUCUACAGGAUUUUACAUACUACCGAGUGAAAACCUCGUUGAAAUUGCGUCUUUUCUCAACAUCCUGGAUCUUCGGGUAUUGAGUAAGGUUAGCAGAAGGCUUUAUUACUUUGUUCAAGAUUACUUCAAGCUUUACCGAUACAACGCAGCAAUUAGGACUAUGCCGAACGAGAUAUUAUUCAAGGUGGUACAGCAAUUAGAUUGCCAAAAAGAUCAAAUCUGUUUUGCGCAAUCAAGUCGGAGGUUCUAUCCAGUCAUCGCAGACUACAUAUCUCGUCACAAUGUGCGGUACAACAAAAGCAGCCUGCUAAACUAUGCAGCCAAAAGAAACCUCAAGGCGAUGACUCAACGGAUUCUACAGGUGGGCGGAGAUAUAGAAACUCGACUUACAAUUCCAUGGACCGCCAACGACAAGCACUUGACUCCUCUUGCAACAGCCGCUCGUCAUGGGCAUCUAGAGAUAGUCAAGAUGCUUUUGGAAGCUGGAGCUAGCCAAUUUAUUAACGGAUUAAGGGUUCCGCUCCCUGUUGCCAUUUUCGCCCGACACGAAUCUGUGGCUCUGCUACUUUCUCAACAGCUGUGCGCGUCUGUCGAACCUUUAGGGAAAAAUGCAGGCACGGUGUUACAGAUAGCUUCGGAAGCCAAACUGCCACGCUUGGUGAAGCACUAUCUCAACGACAGAGACGCGCAGCUUCAACGAAAACUGGACGGCAAGCAUGUACACAAUCUCAGCAAUGCUUUAGUGCGCGUCCUUUUAGUAGACGUCAGCGAUGAAGACCUGCUCAAAAGGCAGCUAGAUGAUGAUGCGUACCAGAUCGUGUUCAUGCUGUUACACCAAGGCGCCAGUCCAGAUAUCCGCAUCCAAACUCAAUCAUCGCCCGUCAUUACUGCCCGCGUCAUUGCCUCCAGGCAUCCAGAUCCGCGUAUAAGAAAUCUUCUUUCAGCGAAGAUGCCCGCGACAGCAUUGGUGAAUAUCCGCCCAGUUGUGGGGCGGUUGUGGAUGGCAUCUUCAGGAACCGAAACUCCCACAUCCUUUACGUCGCAGUCACAUGUACUACUCUCGGCUAGUAGUUCUUCUACUAACUUGCUGAGAGCUUUGAAGAGACUCAAAUCGAUGGGGAUAGCUUCAAUGGAUGUCGACAUCGCUGAGAUGGUACGCCGCGAAAACUGCAAGCCGAAGAAGAGCCUAGAUUUUCACCCACUAGAACUCAGCACCGAAUGCUCCUUUACCCAGCUUGCCUUUAUUGACUCCUCCAAUGCUGAUCCGAGCCCGAUGCCUCAUACUGGGAAUGGUUGUCCUGUUCCUCAGACGGCAAGACGAUUAGAGAAAUCAUCAUGCGUGGAAUCUUUCCCUCAGCUUACGCAAGUAGGCCCGAGGUCAAAUGAUGUAGCAAAAGAUAACUGGGCCUCCUUUUUGGAACGCGAGCUUUCCCGACAUACGAAAGAACCGCAUGCAGCAUCUCCGGACCAAGGAGUAGACCAAGCAACAAAACAGCUCCGUAUGUCACGAAAACAAAGAAAAUGA